AUGGCAUGGGGAAUUUUCUUCACAGGCCGAGAGACACCGCGCCGCCUCCGCCGCCGGCCGUGCCCGCCUGCUUCUGAGGUACUUCACCAUGCUGGCGGCGUUUGGCGCUCCCUCUCUCUCUCUCUUUCGUUUUUUUUUUCUUCUCGUCCAUGGUUCCAUUCUGUGUUACAACGCUCGGUUGGGGGUUAGCUGUGGGUUCACUGGGUUGGGUGUCGCUGCACGGCCUGCUCACUUCAGCCAGAUGGGCGGCUUCGGGAGGAAAGGCGACAGGGAACGGACAGGGAGGCAGGGGAUGGCAGGCCGAGCUAGCGGUGCACGCUGCAUGGUGCCAUGGUGGUAAUGGGUGGUGGAGGUGGAGGAGAGGAGCACAAGAGCACAGGAUGAGGGCUGCAAAGAGGAGGGGAAUAGAGGAUGGAGGGGACAGGGUGACAGUGCAC
Colletotrichum godetiae is the source of this 437-nucleotide messenger RNA. RefSeq lists its product as uncharacterized. Bases 89 to 340 code for a protein of 83 amino acids. NCBI's taxonomy places the organism in Eukaryota, Fungi, Ascomycota, Sordariomycetes, Glomerellales, Glomerellaceae. The record is from RefSeq and is a predicted model, not a curated record. The transcript has a single exon.